Molecule: messenger RNA, 3860 nt
Organism: Ostrinia nubilalis (European corn borer)
Lineage: Eukaryota; Metazoa; Arthropoda; Insecta; Lepidoptera; Crambidae
Gene: Sec15
Product: exocyst complex component 6
Exons: 17
Coding region: 159-2444 (761 amino acids)
Biological process (GO): intracellular protein transport; exocytosis; Golgi to plasma membrane transport
Cellular component (GO): exocyst; membrane
Source: RefSeq, a predicted model, not a curated record
UUGCUUUUGGUUACUUUGUUUUUAUUUCAGGCAAAUUGGAUUUUUUUCAAAAUCUUGUGGUCUUUCAAGAAAGUGCGAUUAAAGUUCAAAUGAAGAUUAUCAUAUUGAUUACACGGAAAUCUCUAUGAGACAAUUUGCCAUAGAAUAAAACCGUUGCAAUGACUAACGCUACGAUCCAGGAAAUAGAAGGUAUAGAUGACUACUGGGGCCCUGCAUUUCGAUCUGUGUACGAAGGGGAAGGGCAUGAAGCCUUCGUGCAGCAGUUGGACGAGAGAAUCAAGCAGCAUGACAAGGAAAUAGAGAAAUUAUGCAACUUUCACUAUCAAGGUUUUAUUGACUCAAUCCGUGAGUUGCUCAAAGUUCGAUCACAUGCUGAAGAGUUGCAUGCGGAGAUAUCCAAUGUCGAUGCCAAUGUCAAAGAAGCUACUGAAAGCAUCUGUACUAGAGCGGACGAGUUGAUAAGAGCUAGGCGGGUGGAGUUGAACAUAGCAGCGACCAUCGAGAAGAUGGAGCUGUGUCUGCCUCUGCUCACCACAUAUUCUAAGCUGAAGACACAGGUGGAGGCCAAAAGAUACUAUCCAGCCCUCAAGACCCUAGAGCAGUUAGAACACGUGCUUCUACCCCGAGUGGGCCCAUACAAGUGGUGCGGACAGAUCGCGGCAGACAUACCGCGGCUACGGCAAGCCAUACAAGAUGCUUCUAUGGCUGAUCUGAGAGACUUCCUCGAAGAAAUCAGAAGGCUUAGCCCACAGGUUGGUGCAAUGGCCUUGAGACAGACUCAAGAAAUUCUAGGCAGAAGUUUGGCAAGCAUUGUCAAAAACAAGAAAGAUAUGGCAGUGCUAGGCAUCUCAAGCAAAGAGGCCAUCGGUCCACAGUGUCCUCACGAGUUGGUCGACUUCAGUCCGCUGCACCGCUGCCUCCACAUACACAGCGUGUUGGGAGCCAAGAACGACUUCAUACAGUAUUAUAGAGCGCAACGAAAGCAGCAAGCGCGCCUCGUUCUCAUCCCGGCUGGGAAUCUCCACGACAACAUCCAAAGCGUGAAGAACUAUCUCAACGCCGUGCUAGGCUUCUUCAUCCUCGAGGAGUAUCUCUUAAGCGCUGGUGCGGGACUGGUCUCCAAGGACUGGCUGCUAGACACCUGGGGAAUGGCGGUCUCGAAGGUGGCUGCUACCCUGCGGACUAACACAUCACUGAUCACUGACCCCACGCUGAUGCUGAGUAUCAAGCACCAGAUUGUGCUGUUCAUCAAUACCUUGAAAUGUUACGGCCUCCCAACUGACCAGCUGCCGCUGCUUCUGCAAGAGAUGGCGGAACACUACACAGAAGUGUUGAUGCAGCGAUGGGUGGUUGUCUUCAGGGACAUACUCGACAACGCGGCGUUUACGCCUAUUGAGGUGGAAACUCAGGAACAAUAUGACGGUGUUAUGGAUACUUUCCCAUACGAGGGCGAGGAAUUAGAAACGCAACCUUUCCCGAGAAAGUUCCCAUUCUCGUCAAUAGUGCCCGCAGUGUACGUGCAAGUGAAAGAGUUUAUAUACGCCUGGCUGAAGUACUCGGCAGGGCUUGGUUUAGGCGGCAGUCGAAGAGCGGCCGCUGCGAGGCAUUCUGCAUCACUACUCCUUAGUAGAUCCUUCACUGGGUGCUUGUCAGCGCUGUUUAGAAGACCACUGCCUUUGAUGCAGCUUGUGCAAAUAAUAGUGGACACGAAGUACCUCGAAGAUGCGACACUAUGCCUGUACGAAUUCAUCAGCAAUAUCACAGGCUCUGAGCUAGUUACGACACAAACUGCUGGCAGUAUGUUCCAAGCGGCGCGUGACGAUGCCGAGCAACAAAUCUGCGACAAAUUAGAGAAAAAAGUCGACGAGUUUCUUGACUUGGAGAACUACGAUUGGCUGUUAGUUGAGCCGACUGGACAAGCGUCAGCAUUCGUGACUGACAUGCUAAGCUACUUGUCUGGAGUACUCACGUCUUUGGAGCAGCUACCAGAAAGGGCCAGGGUGGCAGCUGUAAGAGCGGCGACGAACCGCAUCGCGACGCGUCUCCGCAACUUGCUCCUGGAGCCGGGCGUGCGGCAGAUCUCGUCGGGCGCGCUGCACCAGCUGGACCUGGACGUCAUCCAGUGCGAGCAGUUCGCGGCCGGCGAGCCCGUGCCCGGCCUGCGCGACCAGGAGCUGCUGGAGCACUUCGCCAGCUUGCGACAACUUCUAGACCUAGUGAACGGUUGGGAUUGGUCUUCCUACCUCCACGAUGUAGGCAUCGAUGGAGGCAAGUACCACCUCGUCACGCCGCGCGACGCGGCGACUCUACUGGAGAAACUGAAGGAAGCCGAACAGAAGUCUUCCGUCUUCACCGUGCUGAAGAAGAACGAAAGGGACAGACGGAAGUUGCUCGACACCGUGUUGAAACAAUUGAAGCAGUUGCAGAAUCAAGAUGGAUCGUGAAGUUAGUGAUGUUUGUUUGUUUUAUCCGAAUAUAACUGAAACUUUUGCAUAAAUCGGACUAGAAAGAAGCACUAGUAAAGAAUGUGCAAUCAAGCAUAAAAUUCUAAUAUCACGUUUACUCCUGUAUUGGGAAGAAAUAGAAGCUAUCACUCGAUUGUUAUCGAAGAAUUUUAAUUUUGAAUCUUAACAUAAAGGCAGUAAGAAAGAAAGUUAUUUGAGCCAAUCAAUUGGUAAAAUGUUGCGGUAAAACUAAACAUAUUUUGUAGUGUAAAAUAAGUUAAAACUUGUUACAGUCCUAUCAACUUAAGCUGAGAAUUGCAUUUGUGUGAGUGAUCGCCAAAAGUACCGUUAGUAAAACACAUACAAAUAAAAUUAAUGUUUUAUUAAAAGGAAGUCUAUAAAACACUUGCUACCAAUUGGGCCGAUGUAACGACACUUGACACAUCCUUUUAAAUAAAUAAAAACAGGUCCUCGCUCAGCAUAUGCCAAGGCACGAAGUACCUCGACGCUGAUAUUCUGCGAGCACCGUUUAUAGAGAGGGCGUCCAGCCAGCCUUACAAAAUACAACAAAAAGACAAACUUUAUAAAAUUACAAAAUAAAAACAGACUAAAAACUUUUCGUUCACACCUUUAAAAUACGUAUUCAAUUUGCAUAAAAUUUCUUUCACUUGGCUGCUUAAUGGAUUUCGUACAGGAAAUUCACUUACAGUAGGAGCCAUUUCACUAAUAUUUGGAACACAAUUACAUUAAAUUACACGUAUCUGCUACCAGUACCGGGGGUGAAGUGAAGUAUGUGAGCGGCAAGGAAGCGGUGCGUGGCGGACGCGCCGCGCUUCAGGCCGCUUGCUAUAAAUAAACCGGUUUAAACCAUGCGCGGAACGCGCGCCGCGCUUCAAGCCGAUUGUCACUCUACACUAUCGGUGUGUACUCGCACAAAUGCAAUUCUCAGCUUAAGUUGAGAGGACUGUGUAUUUAUUAUCACGGUGCUUUCUUAACUGUACUCGUUUAAGAAUGUUUGUAUAUUGGCUUUGUUAUAGUUAGGUGUAAGGUUUUUAAUUUAAUCUUUGAAAUGCAAUUUAGUCAAAUAAUCAAGAAAGUUAAUAUUAAUUUAUCAAAUAUUAAGUGUAGCAGUUGAUAAAGUGCCUAUGGUCUAUUUUUUUAACUGAUUGAAGUCUACAAUUUGAGUACUUGCAAGGCUACUUAAAAAAAAACUUUUAAGUUUAACUAUUUAUUUACGCACUGUUUAUAAGAAAAAAAACCCAAAAUACUGAAUUUUCUAUUGGUGUUUGGAUUUAAAACUAAAAAGUAUUCACAAUUAACCACCAAUGAGUUUUUAUUGUAGUGAUAGAAUGCAUUUACAUUAUUUAAAACAAACAAUUCGUUGUACAUCAAUAAAUUAUUUAUUUUACCUAAUAA